Molecule: messenger RNA, 1162 nt
Organism: Papaver somniferum (opium poppy)
Lineage: Eukaryota; Viridiplantae; Streptophyta; Magnoliopsida; Ranunculales; Papaveraceae
Product: mitochondrial fission 1 protein B-like
Exons: 8
Coding region: 392-1024 (210 amino acids)
Biological process (GO): autophagy of mitochondrion; peroxisome fission; mitochondrial fission
Cellular component (GO): mitochondrial outer membrane; peroxisomal membrane
Molecular function (GO): protein binding
Source: RefSeq, a predicted model, not a curated record
CUCUGCUUGUGAGAAAAAUCGAACAUAAUUUUUCUAUGGACUUGGGAAGAAAGCUCGGAAAGCUUGCUGGAUCAGUUGUCGCGGUUUUGACAAGCGAAGAUCAGUUCCCAUAUUAUGAUGUUAUGAUUCACGAUUAUAAAGAUGAUCUCAAGAACUACCCAGAGGAGACUCCAAGGGAUGUUAUUAAUGAUUGCAUCUUGAAGUUGUCCCGGGCUCUUGUUCACUCAAAAGACACAAAAGAUGUCAAGGAAGGAAUACAAAAGCUUGAAGAUAGUCUCAGGGGUGAGUCGGGUGUACUUAGCCCACUUCAAAAGAGGGAGAUGCUUUAUCUUCUCGCAGUUGGAUAUUACAGAGAUUGUGACUAUGCAACUAGCUUAUCUUACUUGGAUCAAUGUUUGGAGAUUGCACCACAAUUCAACCAAGCUUUGACCAUGAAGAAAAAAUUCGGAUCGGUUCUCUGGUUUCUCAUCGGGGGAGAUCACCAAUAUUAUCUCGAUAUGAUUCUUAUUGUGAGAGAGAUAUCUCAGAGGCCGGGGAUGAUGCUCCGGAUGAGGUUAAGAAUGAAAACAUCAUCAAGUUGUCCUGGGCUCUUGUUCACACAAGACAACCAGAAGAUGUCCAGCGAGGAAUAGCGUUGCUUGAAGCCCCUCUAAGGAAAGAUGGACUAAGCCAACUUCAACUAAGGGAUAUGCUUUAUGUUCAUGCACUUGGACAUUACAUGAGUCGUGACUUUACCAAGUGCGCGAAAGGCUUGUGUCGAUUGAUGGAGAUUGCACCAGACUGCUGGCAAGGUUGGACGCUGUACAACACAGUUUUUUAUCGAGUGGAUUUAGAAAAAGUACUAGAAGGAGUCAUUUUUUAUGCUGCUACGGUGAUUGCGCCCGUUAUUGUUUCCCGCCAGAUUGACGAUCUCUUCACUCCAAUAACCCUCAUGGUAUUGGGUGCGAUGCCACUUCCACCCCCACCUCCAUCUCUACAGCAUUCAUACACACCUCCAGCAAGGGAACUUCUUGAACACUGGUGACUCAGGUCGGGAGGGAUAGAACUGCAUUUGACAAAAUUCAAAACCAGAAUGCGUGAACGGAAUCCGCCAUCGUUUUUGCUGCUGUAACAGUAGCAUUAUUGUCUCGGUUGCUGAUUUUGGUUCACGCUGUUCUUUGCU